Messenger RNA from Paramecium tetraurelia, 3096 nucleotides. RefSeq lists its product as uncharacterized. The transcript has 4 exons. NCBI's taxonomy places the organism in Eukaryota, Ciliophora, Oligohymenophorea, Peniculida, Parameciidae. The record is from RefSeq and is a predicted model, not a curated record. Gene Ontology annotation, biological process: potassium ion transmembrane transport; regulation of membrane potential. Gene Ontology annotation, molecular function: voltage-gated potassium channel activity.
AUGAUAAGAUUAAAGAGGAGAGGUUUAGAGGAUUUUGAGAAUAAGAAAACAAUUCUAUGGAUAACAACAAGAAAAAAAUAGAUUUUAAAUGAGUAUAUAAUUUUAUAAAUGAAUGGCACUGAUAUAAUAUUUUCAGCCUUAAGUUCAUAACCUGAGAAUCUUCAGAUAGAAUUAUAGGCAGAACAACAAAAUGAAUAUGAAAAGGAAUAUUUGGAAGCGGAUUUGGUUUCAAGAAUAAGGACAAGAAAUCCAAGCACCAAUAAUUUCACAAUAAAAUCAACAACAAAUAUAGACACUCGUAGAAAUUGUGAGCCAUUAAUCAACUAGGAUGAGGAUAUUAAAAAGAACACUUGCAAAAAGACAGGCACUAAUUUAAUGAAAUAUUUUUAUCUGAAACGAUUCAUCUAACGUAUUAGGAACAAUAGAACUAAGUUAUCAAAUGUCAAUGAAAAUCACAUCAAAUUAAUUAACGAUAAUUCAAGUGAUAGUUAAGUGAUGAUUUAGAUUCUUAAAUUAAAUAAUCAUUAGCAUUUUCAAAUACGCAAUGUCACCAAAUUAUUUCGUGAUAGCACUCUAUCUUCGCAUGAACAUCCCUUCCUCAUUUGGAUUAGAGAGAAAUAUUAAUAAAGCAGAAAGUCUAUAUAUGAGAUUCUAUCUAAAAUCCCAUAAGUACAUCCUGAAUCCCUCAAAAAGAUCGUUUGGGACUAUUUCACUAUUGUUUUUAGGUUGCUUUUAUUAAUAUUAAUUCCAUUAGAAAUUGCAUAUAACCCUCAAAUUUUAUUUGAGAAAUUGCUGGGUCUCACAGUUACUAUUAUCAUCAUAUUAAUAGUUGAUAAUAUAUUGAGAUUAAAUACUAUUUGUUACUUGAGUGGAUAGGCAGUAUAUGAUAGAUGGAAAAUUAUCUAAGUGAAUUUAAAUCUAUAGACAAUUUCAGACUUCGCAUUAAUAUUUUUAUUAAUCUACUUUACUAAAAAUGAAGGAAAUUAAUUUAAAUAUUUGGUGCUAUUAAUAUCUCUGACUCAACACUAUCAAAUUAACUAAACCUUAUAAAAGAGUGAAGAAUCCCAAUACUUCACCAAAAAGCAAAAAGCAUUCAUCAAUUUAUUUAAAUUGAUAAUCUAUUUGAUUUAUGUUCUCCAUUUAUUUUCUUGUAUAUGGUUUUUCAACAGUUCAUUAAACUAGGGGAAUUCCUGGAUCAUCUUUAAAGAAUUGGAUCAUUAAUAAUGGCAACUCUAAUAUUUAGAAGCAUUCUACUUUGCUAUAGUCACUAUGCUAACCAUUGGAUAUGGUGAUAAUAUACCAAAAACGUGGAAUGAAAAAAUCGUUGCAAUAUUCUUCAUCUUAAGUGCUUGCUUAUGGUUUUCGUACAGUAUUAAUGCCAUCGGCACUAUAAUAAAAGAAAUCAACUAACAUUUUAUGGAAAGAAGCAGAAAGAUUAGAGUCAUCAACAGAUAUAUGCAUCAAAGAAAUAUCCCUUUUUCUUUGUAGUAUAGAAUCAGAGAAUAUUUGACCUUUAGAUGGAAGGAGGAAGCAGAAAUCGAUUUGUAAUAAGAAGAAACCUUAUUGAAUGAAUUAUCUGAAGAAUUGAAACAGGAUCUCAAAAAGUAAGCCAAUAAUGUAUUUUUCAAACAUUGCGAUUUUCUCUUUAAAAACUUCAGUUUGGAACUACAGAAUUCUCUUUCACCUUUUAUAAAAAGAAAAAUAAUUUAGCCUUAGAAUACAUUCUCCAUUUACACUCUAAGUGAGGUUUAUUAACCUCAUUUGUGUUUUGUAGAAUAAGGCUAAUUGUAAUAUCAAAAUAUUCUUAAUGUGUCCUUAAAAUCUGUAUAGAAUCAAGGGUAGUUCUUGGAAGUCUCAGAAUUCAUUGAAGAAAAUGAUAAUGCAUAAACCUUCAAAGCAAUAGGAUACGUGAGUUUGCUUGUAUUAAGCAAGUCAGAUUUCGUGUCCAUCAUACGCUAAUAUCCCAAGGAUUAUUAAAAGUAUUGUAAUUUAAAAGAUUAAUUUGUACUCCAAGUAAAUCCUAAACAUUUACUAUUUGGGUAAUAUUGUGCAGCUUGCAAUAUCAACACGCAUGGAUUAAAAGAGUGUCCAAAUUUAUCUCUAAGUAUUGAUAGAGAAUUGAUUGUCAAAAGAUAUCAAUAUUCAUACGAUCAACAUAGGAGAUAUACUAGGAGAUCUAAAAAGAGAGGAAAGACAUCUUUUUCGACUAGAUGUGAUAGAGAAAUCAUAGAACAAUUCGCAAUAUAUUUUUAAAAUGAGCAACCUAAACUAGUUUAGAAUUAGUUAUCAAAACAAUUGACACAAGAACAAGAUUUCGAUGAUGGCAAAUCUGAUAUAAAUGAUUAAUCUCCAAUAAAUAAAACAUUUCAUUUUAAAAGAUAGGAAUCAAUUCAAUUGCCAAGGUGUUCUUUGUAAAGUGGAGAAGCAAUAUCAAUUUAGAAGUAAAUAAAUGUUAAUGAUUCUAUUGUUUCGAGUGAAAAUACUUCAAUAUAGAAUUUAAAAUUAUCAACCAGGUAAUAAUGCAUGAUAACUACUAACAAAUUUAUGACUGCUAAAUUAUCAAAAUACAAAAAGAUGUGUUCUCAAUAAAAUCAAAGAAUUCCUUUGAUUGAUACUGAUGAAUCAUUGAAGAUUGAUAUGCAGGAUUGUAUUUAUUAGAAUAUAGAAUUAUUGUACAAUAAGAUUUUCAACGAGGAGACAAUAAUUCCAAUUGAUAGAUCUAUAUACGAUUUACAAAUUUUGUACUUUUCACUUAAAGCGCAAUAAGGUAUAGAGUAAUUUGAGGUUGUCAAGAACUUCAGCUCCUACAUGGUCAAUCAUAAUAUUGAGAACAUUAUAUUAUAAAUAGAGUAGAAAUAUCAUACCUUACUGAUGAAGCCCAUUACCUAGCUAAUACGAUUUAUGUAUUAUCCUUAUGAAUUUAUAAUGAAAUUUUAAAAAAUAAAGACGCAGAGAUUGAAAUUGCUCAACUUUUACAAGAAAAGAUCCUUUAAGAAUUUGAAAUAGAAGCCAUCGAAGAUAAAUGAUUUAGUAAGAAAAUGGGAGACCCCCAGAAAAUCUUAUCGUUUUAGUGUUAUAAUUCCAAAUGAUGAGUGA